AUGGCGCUAUUGUUACGAAGUGUGACUUGUGUGACUGCUAAGCGAACAGUCUUUGGUGCAUUUGUAGACAUUGCUGUGUCUUCUAGGUGUGUACGUGGAUUUGCAGCAAAGACAGAUAAGAAAAAGAAGGGUAAAAAAGGCAGUGAAGACACCAACUUUGAGCAGAUGCUGCGUGCGAUUAAGGGCCAAUAUCCAGACGCUGAGGAGUGGACAGAAGAAGAAGUACAGCGUCAUCAGGAAAUUGGUCGCCGUUACAAUGUCAUGAGCAUGAUUGAGCACAACCACUUGAUGCGUGAUGUGCAGACCAAGAUUGAUUUCAAGUGGGAGGCCAUUAACGCGCUACCGGCUGAGUUGCAGGCUGAAGCACUGGAAAUUGACAAUGCUCCUAUUCCGGAGGAGCAAGGGAUGGCUACCUGGACACCACCCAUUCCAGGCUUCCGACGAUACACGGACGAAGAAGCUGAGACGAUGGAAUAA
This is a messenger RNA of Peronospora belbahrii, 477 nucleotides long. Lineage: Eukaryota; Oomycota; Peronosporomycetes; Peronosporales; Peronosporaceae. The record is from the annotation of a GenBank genome assembly.